Molecule: messenger RNA, 3873 nt
Organism: Amphiprion ocellaris (clown anemonefish)
Lineage: Eukaryota; Metazoa; Chordata; Actinopteri; Pomacentridae
Product: alcohol dehydrogenase 1-like
Exons: 9
Coding region: 89-1213 (374 amino acids)
Biological process (GO): formaldehyde catabolic process
Cellular component (GO): cytosol
Molecular function (GO): zinc ion binding; S-(hydroxymethyl)glutathione dehydrogenase [NAD(P)+] activity
Source: RefSeq, a predicted model, not a curated record
UCCAGAUCCAGUUCUCAUUCUGCAGUCCAGCAGCUCUUAUCCUCCUCAACUCCUCUCUCAUUCUUUGAGUCCUAUCAUUGCUGCAGAUAUGGCUACAGCUGGUAAGGUGAUCAAGUGCAAGGCAGCAGUGGCCUGGGAGCCCAACAAGCCUCUGGUGAUUGAGGAGAUUGAAGUGGCUCCACCUCAGGCCAACGAGGUCCGCAUCAAGAUUGUGGCAACUGGGGUGUGCCACACAGACCUGUACCACCUGUUUGAGAGUAUGAAUAAAGAUGGGUUCCCAGCAGUCCUCGGCCAUGAGGGAGCUGGCAUCAUAGAAAGCGUUGGUCCAGGCGUCACUGAAUUUCAGCCAGGAGACAGAGUCAUCCCUCUGUUCAUCUCUCAGUGUGGAGAAUGUCGUUUCUGUAAGAGUCCAAAGAGCAACCAGUGUGAAAAAGGAUGGGCUGCUGAGCGUUAUGAUGUGAUGUCAUUAGACGACACCAGGUUUACCUGUAAGGGCAAGAAGGUGCUGCAGUUUAUGGGAACCAGCACCUUCUCAGAGUAUACUGUGAUGAACCAGAUGGCUGUGGCCAAGAUCGAUCCUGCAGCUCCUCUGGACAAAGUCUGUCUCCUCGGCUGUGGGAUCUGCACUGGAUAUGGAGCAGCAGUUAAUACUGCUAAGGUUGAACCAGGAUCCACAUGCGCUGUGUUCGGUCUGGGAGCUGUGGGUUUGGCUGCAGUCAUGGGCUGUUAUGUUGCUGGAGCAAAGAGGAUUAUAGCUGUUGACAUCAAUCUAGAGAAGUUUGAGAAGGCCAAGGUGUUUGGUGCUACUGACUUCAUCAACCCCAAAGAUCACGAUAAAGUGCUGAUUGAGAUGACCAAUGGAGGAGUGGACUUCUCCCUGGAAUGCUGUGGUAAUGUGGGAGUCAUGCGCAGUGCUUUGGAGUCUUGUGUCAAAGGUUGGGGUGUUUCCGUGAUUGUUGGCUGGACAGAUAUGCAUGACUUCGCUGCUCGUCCCAUUCAGCUCAUUGCUGGACGUACAUGGAAGGGAUCCCUGUUUGGAGGAUUUAAGAGUAAGGACGGCGUGCCCGAGAUGGUCAAAGCCUACCUGAACAAGAAGAUAAAGCUGGAUGAGUUCAUCACUCACAACAUGACUUUGGCCCAGGUCAACGACGCCAUUGAACUGAUGAAGCAAGGCAAAUGCAUCCGGACAGUUCUGAGUGUUUCUCCACAAUAAGGUCAUCGUGUUGCUUUCAUUGAUGGUUCAGCUCAGCUCCAAGAUCAUUGAAACUAUGCCAAAUCAGCCUUGCAGUGUCCCCUUCCUCGACAAUAGUGACAGAUGUUUCUCUGGUCCCCCUGUGCCUGACUCCACACAGACCUAUCCGUUCUGUCCUUACCAGAUUCUGGAGCUCGAAAGUCAUAAUCCCCCUGAUGAGUUAACACAUAAUCAUCUGCGAGGGCUGCCGCUUCUUCCGCUGUCUUCUCUCUGUGUUCACUAAUAUAGACAGAAAUGUGUGGAGGAACUGAGUCCUUGAACUGCUCCAGAAUAAUUAACUCACACAGAGCGUCAAAUGUGCGAACAUUUAGUGAAGAACACCACCGAUGGAAAUGUGUACUUAACUCCCUUGCAAACUCCAUGUGAGUCUGGUGACCAGACUUCUCCCAUGACCUGAACCUCUGUAGGCCUCGGGCACUAAUUCAUAUGCCUUGAGAACAGCGACUUUGACUGAAGUGUAAACCCUGCUGUCUGCAACACCGAGAGCACAGUACGCCUCCUGAGCCUUACCUGUAAGAACACACUGAAGGAGUAACGUCCUCUCAGUGUCAGACCAGCCUCUGGUCUCAGCCACUCUCUCAAACAGGGAAAAAAAACGUGUCAGGAUCACGUUCACAAAACGGAGGGACCAAACGCAAAUUCGUGGAAACAUCAAAUGAAUGUGGAGGACCAGACGAACCUGCAAGAGUCUGACCCACUCAGACUCAGUCUGCGCUCCUCCAGCUCCAGUCUUUUCAGCUCGACUUGUAGCAACAGCAACCUCUCACGCUGCUCAAAUGUAAAAGCCGAGCUGCUAAGAGAAGCUUCACCAGAAGCAGCAGACUCACCGGAGUCUAAACCAACCUCGACAGCUUGAACUUUAGGCUGGAGAACCCCUGCCUCGAGUUGGUUCAUUUUAAGGAUGUGUUUCAUAUUUUCUUUAGAUCUUUUAUCCCCCACAUCCAUUUUAAAGUGCUCCGCUAUUUUCACAAGCUGCUCCCGUGAACAGCGGUCCAGCAACUCCUCUGACGGAGCUCUCAGAAAAUCCUCCACUGAGGCCAUUACUCUGCACCGACCGAAAAAACCACAGUGAAAAUCAACCGGCUUAAUCAGCUGCUCUGACACCAACCCCCUGCAGCUCAAACAGCUGAACCAUCACUGUUGCUCCGUCCCUCUAACUGCCUCAACAGAAUCUAACUACUCUCCCCCCUCGUCUUCAGGCGGUACUUGUGGCGGGUAUUUAUGCACCAGCUCCCAUAGGCCCGGUGAAUAGGGUUGCCACCUUUCAGAAAUGAAAAUAAAGGACGCCCACCACGGCUCCUUGGGGCCACAGUUCAGUGAAAUCGGAAAGAUAUUCACAGAUUCAGAAUUCCACCAUCAAUAACUCAUUAUAAACGAUGCCUCUUUUCCAUUGUUGUAAGGUAGACAAAGUGCUACAAGCCUAGUUUUAUCAACAGUAGCUGUCUUUCAAGCUGCAGAAAUAACAUUGGUGUCAACAGGAGCCAGUUGAAGGCUGCAGUGAUUUUGGUGACACUACAGUGUAUUGAAUAUUUGUGUCUCUCUUUGCUGUUGCAGCAGUUUUGCAGUUUGCAGACGGACCCUGUUCACUCCAUAGACAUCAAUGGUAUUCAUGCAGCUUGAAAGACAGCUACUGUUGAUAAAACUGGGCUUGUAGCACAUUGUCUACCUUACAACGAUGGGAAAGAGGCAUCGUUUAUGUUUUGACCAGUGUUGCCAACUCCUCGGUAAGGAAAGUAGCUAUUGGCUGUCCUAAAAGUCACUAGAAGUCGCUAAAUGACCUCAACGCCUAAUUUGCAUAAUUUCCCGUUUGCAUGUAAUUGUAAUCAACGUUGUAGGAGAGACAAAAAGUGAGUUUAAAACACCCAAAAUAUGUUUCUGAACUAGAGGCUAAAUGCAGUGAUUUAUUUUAGUGUGACAGUGAAGAAACAUUUUCAUUUCCAUCCCGCUCUGUAAGCAGGACGGGAUCUGCAGAGACUUUGAUUCAUCUGCCGUCUGGACAUGGAGUGAUGUGGGUCUCCUCUAAUCAGACAGUGGGAUGCUGCAGGUCACUAGACUGACCUCCUGUGCUUUGGGAAGGGGAGGAGCUCACAGCGCCACCUGCUGCUUGUUGAGGACAGUAACUGCAGAACGAUCCCAGCUUUCAUGUCAGACAGGGGCUGAUCCAGAUUAAUUUUAAUGGCGGGGGGCACAGAGGGGUACAACAGAUAUUUUGGGGGGGUUGUAUGAAAAAAUGAAAGCUGCUACUGACCUCUCGCUUUUACAAAGUUUUUUUUCAUGUUUUUUUUUUUUUUUUGGCUCUUUAACCCAAUAGGAAAGCUGUAUAUGACCUUUUCAUUUUGGGCUAUUAACAUUCAAAUUAUGAUGGACUUGUUUCCUUGUUUAUGUGAAUUACUACAUCAUUAGCUGUAACAUCUGCCUGUUCUGUAAAACUGGUAGCUCAACGACAGCAUCCUGAGGGCAAUUAAGUGACAAAUUUUGUGCAAGAACAGCACGAUUACAACCCUGACAAUUUGCACUUCUUAAAAUGUUUACUGCCAAUUAUCACACAUAAAACAAGAAAUAAUAUUCUGUACUAAUACUUCUGUACCACCCAAUACACAGUGAAUAAAUAUUAUCUGAAA